Messenger RNA from Prorocentrum cordatum, 3558 nucleotides. Lineage: Eukaryota; Dinophyceae; Prorocentrales; Prorocentraceae. The record is from the annotation of a GenBank genome assembly.
AGCCAAGAUCUAUUCGAGAGUUCUGCUUCACAGCAUCCCUGCUGAUUGUAGCUCCACGCAGCUUACGUGUUAACGGAAGGCAAUCCGAUUCGUGAACCGAUGGCGUUCGUUCAAGCGUCAACGAUCCUCGUCACUGCGGUACUCGAGACCGCAUCUGUCAUGUGGAUGGAGCUCGCAAUGUUCGGCGUCGCGGCGCUUGUGUACGUGUUGUGCGUUGGGGGCCAGCCGAAGGCCUCGAAGUCGUCGGACCUGAAGGCUAAGGUGGGCUCGGAGGACAUCCCCAGCAGGCGCACCGAGCGCGACAGGAAGGACCACAUGAGCAACGCGGACCACCACGACGUGCUGCGCAAGUGGCAGCAGGCGACGAGCUCGCCGGAGGGGUCGCCGCAGCUCGACAUGGUGCAGGUGGUCGAUUCCAUGCGCAAGUUGGGCAAGUCCACGGCCGAGAUCGUGUCGGAGCUGAGGUCGGCCCUCGACUCAUGCCCUGGCCUGCUGAGCGGCGUCGCGGCGCUGCCCGCCGCGCUGCUUCGCGACGACGCCGCGGAGCUGCUGGGCGCGACCAUCAAGCUCCUCGAGCAGCGCGGCCAGCGCGUCGACUCCGGCAUCUACGCGGGCCUGAUGGGCGCACUCUUGCGCCGCCGCGAUUACAUGGGCGCCACCGAGGCGGCCGCCACGCUGACGCCCGAGGCCAUGACGCCCAAGAUCCGCGGCGUCCUCGCCACCGCCGCCGUGUACCGCGAGCGGCUCGACGAGGCCCUCGGCCAGCUGCGCCAGAUCCCAGAGCCAGCGGGGGGCGCGCGCCCCCCGCUGGCGCCCGGGUCGGUGGCCUCGCUGCUGGCGCUGGCGGCGCGCGAGGGGCGCGUGCAGACCGCGACGCAGGAGCUCCAGCGCCUCGGCGCCCGCAUGGACACCCGCCACUUCGACGACCUCGUGACCUCCGAGAGGUGCCAGCGCUCGCCCGCCACGGUCAAGGAUCGGAUCUCUUCGCCGCGGCCGCCGACCUGCAGGUGCAGAAGGGCCAGACGGCCUUCCAGGCGCUGGCGGCCGCCCUGGGCAACUCCGCGGACUCCUCGGGGCUGCGCGCGCUCGUGGAGGACCUCGAGGCUGAGGCCGCGCGCGGGAGCGUCGGCACCCCGGUCGGCGAGCCGCUGGCCAUGAAGCUGCUCGACGCCUGCAAGGCGACGAGGGAGGGCGAGCUCGCGACGCGCGUGGCGCACCUGCACCGCGAGGCCUGCGCCGGGGCCCCUGGCGCGCGCGUCCUCUCGGCCGUCUGCGGCGCUCUGGUGGCGUGCCAGUGCGGCGAGGCGGCGUGCGACUUCUACGAGACGGCGAUGCUGCCCAGGUCUCUGUGGCCCGACGCCGGGACCUGCAGGGCCCUCUCCAAGGCCGCUGCGCAGGACGGGCGCGAGCCGCUCGCCAAGCGCCUCAUGGAGCACGCAGAGUCGGCGCCGCCGCCAGCUCGCGGCGGCGGGGCGGGGGGCGGCGGCAGCGAGCUGCAGCGCGCCGCUGCGCUCAUCAAAGGGCACGGCAGAGACCGCGACUUGGCGGCCGCCAGCGCCGUGUUCCAGAGGCUUCAGACGUCUGGCUUGGCCCUCACCCCGCUGAUCUACAACUGCUACCUCGACGCGUGCGUGCAGUGCGGUGACUUGGACACGGCGCUCAGCCACUUCGAAGAGAUGAAGCGGCUCAAGUUUAUGGACGUGGUCGGUUACAACACUAUGUUGAAGGCUCACUUGACCAGCGGCCGCACGGAAGAGGCUCGAGCCCUCAUGGCGGAGAUGUCUGCGCAAGGCUUGCAGGCUAACAAGGUCACCUACAACGACGGAUUGCAUGCGAAGGUCAUCGCCAAGGAUCGCAAAGGCAUCUGGAGCCUCGUGGCGGAGAUGCGGGGAGCUGGGGUCAAGGCGAACUCGGUGACCUGCUCCAUCUUGCUGAAGUCCCUGACAGAGUAUUCCAGCGAGGCAGAGGUCAAGCGGGUUACCGACCUGAUCGAGGAGAUCGAGGAGAGCAUCGACGAGGUCCUGUUCUCCUCGGUCAUCGAGGCCUGCCUGCGCAUCAAGCAGCUCGCUCUUCUGACGAACAUCAUGCGCCGCCACAGGCAAAAGGGCGGCUUCGUGAACCUGACGGCCCCCACCUACGGUUCGAUGAUCAAGGCGUACGGGCAGGCGGGCGACGUGGCGCGGGUGCGCGAGCUGUGGCAGGAGAUGGAGGAAAGGGGCGUGAAGCCGACGUCGAUCACGCUCGGCUGCAUGACAGAGGCGCUGGUGGUGAACGGCGAGGCGGAGGAAGCUUUUCAGUUGCUGCACCAGCAGCUCGACACGGAGGAGCGGAAAGCCAGCAUCAACACCGUUAUCUAUUCUACAGUCUUGAAGGGUUUCGCAGUCGCCAAGAACAUCAAUAAGGUCUUCGCCGUGUACAAGGAGAUGAGGCAGAGCGGGUACGCUUGCAAUACCAUCACCUACAACACCAUGCUCGACGCGUGCGCCAAGUGUUGUGCCAUGUCGAGGGCCCCCAGCCUGCUGGAAGACAUGAAGGGUUCAUGCGUGGAGCCAGAUAUCAUCACCUAUUCGACCAUCGUCAAGGGCUACUGCCUGGAGGGGGAUGUCGAUCGUGCCUUCCAUGUCCUGGAGGACAUGAAGAGCGACGGCAAGUUCGCUGCGGACGAAAUCAUGUACAAUUCCAUCCUCGACGGCUGCGCGAAGCAGCACCGCGUCGACGACGCGCUCCGAAUCCUGGAGGAGAUGAAGACCGCUGGCGUGGGCCCCUCGAACUACACGCUCAGCAUCCUGGUGAAGCUGCUCGGGCAUGCGCGCCGCCUGCCUCAGGCGUUCCGGCUAGUGGAGGACCUGAGCAAGCAGCACGGCUUCCGGCCCAACGUCCAGGUCUACACCUGCCUUGUCCAGGCUUGCGUCCUCAACCGGCGGCUCGAGAAGGCGCUCGCGCUGCACGACGAGAUGGUGGCGGACUCCGGGUGCCGCGUCGACGAGAAGUUCUACGCGGUGCUCGCGCGCGGGUGCCUCCAGAUGCAGCAGCCGAUGAAGGCCGCGGAGGUCGUGAGGGCGGCCUACCGUCUGGAGGGGCACAGCCUGGCGUCGCCCGCGAGGAAGAACGCCCCAACGGUCGGCGUCGAGGCGCGCACGCUCGAGGAAGUGGCCGGCAGGCUGCAGGAGGGCGGCGCCGAGGAGCGCGAGGCCUUCGAGCGGUUGUCGGCGGACCUGUGGGACAAGUGCGGGGUUCAGCUGACCGGCCGCGGCGGCGGCGGCCGCCGCGGCGGCGGCGGCGGCGGUGGCGCCGGGCGCCGCCCAGGCGGAGGCCGUCGGCAGUGAGCGGAGGACGACGGCUGCACGCCGACGCCAGCCCUUCCUGGGCCCGCCGCGGGCCGGGAUCCGGCGCGCACGGCCCUCGGGCCGAGGGCGAGGAGGAAGUUGGCGUUCCGCUGAGCACCGGCGGGCGGCCCCGGCCCCCUAUACAUGCGGCCCCUUCUUCGGGCACUCGCGCGCGGGCACGCGCCAGCACUGAGAACAGCACGGGCGAAGCGAAGUCUUUGCAGCGCAACAA